AUGGAGGGUAUCUACAAAGUCAAUUUGAUACCGAACGACCUGAGCAUGGAAGAGAGCAUACUGCAGGUAGCCGAGACCCUCGACAACCUCAACGGUAUAGUCGACGACGUGUCCGCACGCGUGACGCUCAGGGUCCAACGGAAUAUGGACAGAACCGAACAAUUGAGGAAGCGCAUUGAAACAUCCAGGGCUAAGGUCGACAAGCUCAAUGGCAUGCAGAAAGCCAUAAAGGUGUUCUCCAGCGCCAAGUACCCGACGUCGAUUGUUCACAGCCACUACAAGUCCGUCUUCGACCUGGACUGCUACACGCACCGGCCCCGCAAGGUCGCGCUAAGCGGAAACGCUCGGAGGCAGUCGAACGAGAAAAAGAUACAGGAGAAACUACACUUCUACCACGUGAAAGUCGCCGACACGAAAGACACGGAGCCCCAGCCGGAACACGAUUUGCAAUCUGCGCUAGAAGACGCUUCAACGGUAGGGGACCUACUCAUUUUCAACACCGACGAGACGCCGUACGUCCGCAGUGUGACCAAGCAGACCGCUUACGUGCCACGGGUGGUCACCGGCGUCGAGAGUAAGGUGGCGCUGGACGACGCGCCGCCGUCGAUACUCAAGAGGAAUGUACUGAAACGGGAGGCGGACGAAUACAUGUACGCGCCGGGCAUGGGAAUGGUGCCGGAGCUGGACAUGCCCCUCGACCUGCCCCACCUGCCGGGCGUGGCGGGCGACGUGCAGUUCUCGUUCACGGCGGACGGCUCUAUUGCGCCGUCCGUCGUCACCUCCCCCUGCGCGCCCCCGGUUCCGGACAUCCCGGAGCUGGACUUGGGCGAGCUGCCGGACGUCGGGGGCCCGGCCGCCGCCCCGCUGCCGGAUGUUCCGGACGCGCCGCCCCCGCUCCCGCCGGCGCUGCCGUCACCACCCCCGCCCCCGCCCCCGCCUCCGCUCGCCCAGAGCGCUCCGCUCGCCCCUCCGCCCCCGCCGCCGCCACCGCCACCGCCGACGGAGCUAGAGACAUCGAAGCCGAUAAGAGAAGAAAAGCCUAAACAGCAACUGCCUCCAUCAACGGGAGAUGCUCACGCGAACCUGAUGGCUGCCAUAAGGCAGGCCGGUGGCGCGGGCCGAGCCAAGCUACGCUCGGCGGCAGAGUCCACACCAGUCCAGGGCACGAAGGCGCCUGUCGGCGGUGAUCUGAUGGCGGAUCUCCACGCCAAGCUGUCGAUGCGCCGCAGGGGGAUAUCGGGUGCCGAGCGCACCGGCGGCUCAUUGCUACAGACCCUGGCCAGCAUCAUACCGGAACCCGGCGAGCAGUCCUCCCCGCAGCACUCGUCCAGCGACGGCGAAUGGGAC
This is a messenger RNA of Iphiclides podalirius (scarce swallowtail), 1347 nucleotides long. The record is from the annotation of a GenBank genome assembly. NCBI's taxonomy places the organism in Eukaryota, Metazoa, Arthropoda, Insecta, Lepidoptera, Papilionidae.